AUGGCCAAACAAGGCCUGGUCUCCUUUACCGCCCAUCUCGAUGAACUCAUCUGGACGUCGAUUCUGGGAUGGCCCCGGUUCUGGUGCGCCCUUUACUUUGCCAUCUUUAGGGUUCUUAAUGAAAACCUUGACUGGUUCUUGGUCUGGGCCUGCAGGUACACGUGUGACUUGAACAGAGUUGAUCGAGGAGAGCAAUGUCCUCUCCCGGACAAUGCCACGUCUGUUUACUUCAAGACCGGCGAAACCGCCGACGAGACCAUCCGUGCUGUCGUGAACAGAGGGUGGCGCUUGCGUCAUCCAUGGAUCCUCAAGAAUGACGACUGUGUCGUUACCCUUAUGCUCGGCAAAUAUGAGGCAGUGUCGAUUCGAGACGAUGGGGUCGUCAACCACAAUAUCUGGGAGACCCGUCGGGAAUUCAGAGAUGCCGCAAGGCAGCGGAUGGAGCACCUACCGCAUUCCGGAUGCCGUCCGAUCAAGUAA
Pyricularia grisea is the source of this 480-nucleotide messenger RNA. RefSeq lists its product as uncharacterized. The transcript has 3 exons. Lineage: Eukaryota; Fungi; Ascomycota; Sordariomycetes; Magnaporthales; Pyriculariaceae. Bases 1 to 480 code for a protein of 159 amino acids. The record is from RefSeq and is a predicted model, not a curated record.